Thelazia callipaeda (thelaziosis nematode) is the source of this 207-nucleotide messenger RNA. Lineage: Eukaryota; Metazoa; Nematoda; Chromadorea; Rhabditida; Thelaziidae. The record is from the annotation of a GenBank genome assembly.
AAACGGCGAACUUCACGACGGAAUAGUGUACUAGAUGAAGAUGAGGAUGAUGAUGGUAGAUUACAACUUCCAAUCGCUUCAUAUUUUGGACUAAUUUUAGGAUAUUGCUCUAUUGGAAGUCAUUUAUGCACGGUUUGUUCUUCGCGUUCAACACAAUUACCACAAUUGGUCUUGGCAACAUUCAUGUUAAAAAUCAGUUCUAUUUAG